This is a messenger RNA of Kickxella alabastrina, 645 nucleotides long. RefSeq lists its product as uncharacterized. Gene Ontology annotation, molecular function: hypoxanthine phosphoribosyltransferase activity. The coding region runs from base 1 to 645 and encodes 214 amino acids. The transcript has a single exon. The record is from RefSeq and is a predicted model, not a curated record. NCBI's taxonomy places the organism in Eukaryota, Fungi, Kickxellomycota, Kickxellomycetes, Kickxellales, Kickxellaceae. Gene Ontology annotation, biological process: hypoxanthine metabolic process; XMP salvage; IMP salvage. Gene Ontology annotation, cellular component: cytoplasm.
AUGGCCGACACCAAGCUUUACAUUUCGUACAACCAGAUCCACCAGCUGAUUGAAAAUGCUGUGGAUAACUUCCACAUGGGCGAAGACUUUAGUCCGGAUCUGAUGAUUGCCAUUGGCGGCGGUGGCUUCAUCCCAGCGCGCAUCCUUCGGUCGUUCCUCAAGGCCAAGCGCGGCCACAACAUCCCAAUCCAAGCCAUUGGCCUUUCGCUCUACGAGGAGCUCCCCAAUGCCGGACAGGACGGUGUCCCGGAGGUCCCCGGCGUGCAGGUCACAAAAACGCAGUGGCUGAAUUUUGGCGGCGCCGAUUCUCUGGUUUCUCUGCUGGGCCGCAAGAUACUGAUUGUCGAUGAGGUCGAUGAUAGCCGCAAGACACUGGUGUAUGCGGUGGCAGAGCUGUUGAAGGAUAUUGAGGAGCAGGAGCGCAAGAAGGGGUUGCAGCCGGGUGAGUCGGGCACGGAGAUUGGUAUUUUCGUCGUUUAUAAUAAGGACAAGCCGAAGGCCGGCGAUUUGCCUGAGAAGGUCAUGGACAGGUACUAUGCUGCGGCCACUACGCCUGACCGCUGGUUGUCAUUCCCUUGGGACUGCACGACGGAUAUUGCCGAGCACACUGAGCUGGCUAAAAAGUCAUUUUCAACUUCCAUGUGA